GACAGGAAGUAUAGGGAGAACUACAAGUACCAGCUGGCAGUGCGCUAAAAGGUGACGCGAUCUGUCUCCCGGAAGUAUCUGUGCGUGAAUCUGACAUGGCCGGGAGAGGUUUGCUGAGAGUCGCAUGUACACUGGUACGUCCGGCAUCUGUCAGAACGUACGCUAAAAAACCUGUUGUGAAAAGUAAAGGUAAAGGAGCAGUGAAAGAGGUUUUGAAGGGGCCAGAAUUAUGCAGAGACCCAGUAAUACUGACUACACAUGCUGUUGGGGCAAAUAUCUUUAAGACAGGGCCUGAUGUGAAGCUGAAGGAGGACUCUGAGUAUCCUGAAUGGUUAUUCCAUUUGGAAUUGGGACCCCCUAAAAAACUAGAAGAGUUGAGUCCAGAGACACCACAGUACUGGAGGCUUCUUCGUAAGAUGCAUAUAUGGAGAAAUAACCGCCUAGACAAGACCAAAAAACUGUGAUGGAAAAUAAAAGCCGCACAUUUUCAUUUUAUCUAGUCUGCUUUGACAGUUAUAUAAAAAAGUUUAAAUAUUCCGAAACUUGAAAUAAAUUAUUUCCACUUUUUGUAUUAAA
This is a messenger RNA of Xenopus tropicalis (tropical clawed frog), 576 nucleotides long. RefSeq names its product mitochondrial ribosomal protein L54 (gene mrpl54). Lineage: Eukaryota; Metazoa; Chordata; Amphibia; Anura; Pipidae. Bases 96 to 464 code for a protein of 122 amino acids. The transcript has 3 exons. The record is from RefSeq and is a predicted model, not a curated record. Gene Ontology annotation, cellular component: mitochondrion.